UUACUUUGAGUCUUUGACCAUUUCCGUGAAAACUCAACACCCCCACAACAAACCCCAAAAACACACUCCCUGUCCCACUCCACUUCCUUUCUCUUAAACAACAAACCAUGACAUCACUUUCCGGCGACACACCUCCAAUCUCCGACCUCCAAAUUCCCCAAUUCGACCUCGUUUCUGAUAUCUCCGACCACCAUUUCGCCGGAAAACACCCGAAAACACCACCUUCAUCAGUACAGAAAAAGAUAAUGCAAGAAUGGAAGCUCCUUUCAAAAGACCUACCCGAAACAAUCUUUGUUCGCGUCUAUGAAAACCGGGUGAACAUUCUUCGGGCCGCGAUUGUGGGUGCCCGUGGAACACCGUAUCAUGAUGGGUUGUUCUUUUUUGAUGUUGCUUUUCCGUCGGAUUACCCGGCACGGCCGCCUUUCGUUUAUUAUUGGUCAUUUGGGUAUCGGCUCAACCCGAAUUUAUACAGUAAUGGGCGGGUUUGUCUUAGCUUGUUGAAUACUUGGGUUGGUAAAAAAUGUGAAAAGUGGGAUCCUAACAAUUCUUCGAUUCUUCAGCUACUGUUAUCAAUCCAAGCAUUAGUACUGAAUGAAAAGCCAUACUUCAACGAGCCAGGUUACUCGGGAUGGUCAGGGCGAACUUACGGGGAGAAGAAAUCCUUGGCGUACAGUGAAGACGUGUUUGUUUUAAGCUGUAAAACAAUGCUACGGGUGCUUAGAAAGCCACCACAAAGCUUCGAACUAGUGGUUGCUCAACACUUCAAGGAUAAUGCAGAGUUUAUACUGAGUGCUUGUGAUGCAUACAGAAAAGGGUUCGCGAGAGUUGGGUGUUUUAAUGGGGCUGUGAAGGGAACUAAAGGGGAAGUUUCUGUCAAGUUUAAGGUUGCAAUUGAUCUGUUGUAUGAGGAUUUAGUGAUGGCAAUGUUGAAAACAGGUGCUUCUGUUGAGCAUUUCGCCCAACAGGCUAGGGAAGAGAGAGAAAAGAAGGCGAAAGAGAAAGCUGAAGUUGCGGCUGCUUCUAAGAACAAAAGGGGGGUUACAGUUGGUGAAAUUGGGAGAAGUUUUGUUCAGAAGUUGAAGAAGAUUGUGUCUCUGGGAUCAAUUAUGAAGAACAAGAGUCAGAAAUCCAAGACUAUUCCUGUCUAAGAAGAUUGAGCUAUGUAGUGAUCGAGAUUCUGAAAUGGCAUAUCCGUACAUACAUAUAGUUGUUCAAAGUAGGAAUUUGGGAUUAGUAAAUAGUACGAAGUAUUAGUAUGAUCACUGAUCAGUAUUGACGGAGAAGGUAUUGACUUGGUUAAGCUAUGGUGGGAGGUACUAGUAGGUAGAUAAAGUUAAAAUUGGUAUGAAAAUUGAAGUAUAUUUUGUGUUCAACUUUAGACAGAUUAUUUGGAAAAUAAUUCUUGUCCCAAAGGAA
Molecule: messenger RNA, 1416 nt
Organism: Spinacia oleracea (spinach)
Lineage: Eukaryota; Viridiplantae; Streptophyta; Magnoliopsida; Caryophyllales; Amaranthaceae
Product: putative ubiquitin-conjugating enzyme E2 39
Exons: 2
Coding region: 108-1148 (346 amino acids)
Molecular function (GO): ubiquitin conjugating enzyme activity
Source: RefSeq, a predicted model, not a curated record